This is a messenger RNA of Botrytis deweyae, 1206 nucleotides long. RefSeq lists its product as uncharacterized. Gene Ontology annotation, cellular component: high-affinity iron permease complex; plasma membrane. Lineage: Eukaryota; Fungi; Ascomycota; Leotiomycetes; Helotiales; Sclerotiniaceae. Gene Ontology annotation, biological process: iron ion transmembrane transport. Gene Ontology annotation, molecular function: ferrous iron transmembrane transporter activity. The transcript is spliced from 4 exons. The record is from RefSeq and is a predicted model, not a curated record. The coding region runs from base 1 to 1206 and encodes 401 amino acids.
AUGACUGCUAGCGUUUUCUCGGUACCAGUAUUCUUCGUCGUAUUUCGAGAGUCUUUAGAGACGGUCGUCAUCGUUUCCGUUCUUCUUGCAUUCAUCAAGCAGAGUUUGGGCAAUUCUGAUCAAGAUGCGACAUUGCGCAAGAAGCUGUUUCGACAGGUCAUUUGGGGAGCUUUAUCAGGACUCCUCCUAUGCUUGAUCAUCGGCGGUGGUUUGAUCGGGGCUUUCUAUGGAAUUGGUAAAGAUGCCUGGUCCACUACUGAAUACUAUUGGGAGGGCUCAUUUGCUAUCGUCGCCUCUGUUAUCAUCACUUUGAUGGGAGCUGCGCUACUCCGUGUGUCAAAAAUGAAGGAAAAGUGGACGGUUAAGCUUCGUCAACAUUUAGAGCCAUCAGAAGAUACAAGAAAACGAAGAUGGUACGCUAGUUGGCUUGACUUCAAGAAAUGGGGAGAGAAACACUUCAUGUUUGUUCUUCCCUUCAUUACCGUUCUUAGAGAAGGACUUGAGGCCGUCGUCUUCGUGGCAGGUGUUUCUUUCUCUACGCCUGCAACAAGUAUCCCACUCCCAGUCAUCAUUGGACUGAUUGCUGGAUUAGCAGCAGGAUAUGUCAUAUAUAAAGGUGGAGCAACAUCGAAACUUCAAUUCUUCUUGGUUAUAUCAACAUGUCUCUUAUAUCUCGUAGCUGCCGGUCUUUUCUCAAGAGCAGUAUGGUUCUUUCAAGCACAGAAUUGGAAUGAUGCUACCGGAGGCGACGCAGCAGAGACUGGAGCAGGUCCGGGUUCUUAUGAUAUUAGGCAGAGUGUGUGGCAUGUCAACUUUGGCAACCCUGAAUUAAAUGGUGGUGGCGGAUGGGGAAUCUUCAAUGCCAUUCUCGGCUGGCAGAACUCCGCAACCUAUGGCUCCGUCAUCUCAUACAACCUCUAUUGGCUUGUGGUCAUUGUUGGGUUCCUUCUAAUGAGAUAUAAGGAAGUGAAGGGCCAUCUCCCACUUGCCCCAACACUAAGACCUUACUUUGCACCCAUCACAACUGUGAAGGGACAUAUCGCAAACAUGAAGCAACGCGCCAUCUACAAGGAUGAAAAGGUCACACCGAGCGUUGAUGUUCAGAAAUAUAGAAGAACCAGCAGUGAAACUUCAUCGGUGGCUAAAGAUCCUGAGAAGGCUAUAGAUACAGUGAGAGAGGUACCAGUCCGCACUAUUUCGGACUAA